GUAAUUGUAGUCAAAUCUAGCCAAAAAAGCUGACUUAAUAUGCAAAUAAAAUGGCAUGCAGUUGCCAGUUGGUGAAACAAACAAUCCUUUGACGUUGUAAACAGAAAUCUUCAAAUCAAAAUCAAAUAAUCCCAAAAAGUCACAAUACACGGUUGUUGAGAAUUUUGUCUUUUUUCCCAAACAAGGGAACAAACAACCAAACGCGCGUUUACUAAUUCUAGCUUCUGCUUUUUCUUAUACACCUUUUCUUCUCCUCAUCAUAAAACCCCAAAAAUCAAAAUCUCAAAAAAUUCAAAAAACAAAUUCAACCCAACAUUCUCCUACCCUUUUUAAUUCGUGGGCUGUCAUUAUUUUUCCUUGUUUCAUUCUCAAUUUCAUAAAAAUCAUACCUUUGAAUUCAUUCUUUGUGUCGUGUUCUUGACAAAGAUGUGUCCUUUAAGGUUUAUUUUGGUGUUCUUCUCUGCGGUUCUGGCUGGUUACUAUGCAUGGAAAACGGUUUUUUCCUCACCAAAGAUUGAUUUGGCUUCUGAUGAUUCAAUUGAGGAAGAAAAAUCAUCUUCCAAGAAAGAACAAUUGGGUUUCAUAAAGAUGAUUCAAAAUGGAUUUUGGGUUUUUGUUGACAUGGCUAGUGGAAGGUAUUUAUGGAGAAAUUUGAGGCAAACAAACAAGGAUGUUGAAUUGAAGAGCUCUUAGAAUUAAGAACUCUAUGAUUAUGUAAUUUCUUGUGUUCCCACUUUAUAUUCUUCAUUGUUUGUGGGUUCAAGAAUAAUGUUUGGUUGGUACAUUGAAAGAACUCUCAAUGUACAAGUAAUUGUUUUGCAUUUUGUUCAUGUUUGUUUUUAAAGCCUUAUUGUCUCAUUACUAUUUAGAUCAA
Vicia villosa (hairy vetch) is the source of this 874-nucleotide messenger RNA. RefSeq lists its product as uncharacterized. Lineage: Eukaryota; Viridiplantae; Streptophyta; Magnoliopsida; Fabales; Fabaceae. The transcript has 2 exons. The coding region runs from base 427 to 693 and encodes 88 amino acids. The record is from RefSeq and is a predicted model, not a curated record.